Molecule: messenger RNA, 5880 nt
Organism: Paramisgurnus dabryanus
Lineage: Eukaryota; Metazoa; Chordata; Actinopteri; Cypriniformes; Cobitidae
Gene: rbm47
Product: RNA binding motif protein 47
Molecular function (GO): RNA binding
Source: RefSeq, a predicted model, not a curated record
UGGUUUGGUGAGUUUCUGAAACACACACAAAUACACACACAGAAAGAAACAGGUUGCUCGGACCAGCCCGGUGAGAAAGACGUAAGACCAAACAUUUCCAGGUACUAACUGCUGUAGUGAAGGAUUGAAGAAGCAGUAGAAGAACAACCACCAGUGACGGAGAAGUGAAACAGUUUGGAGACAGAAACCAAAAGAAAAAAAGGAGAAACUUGAAGAGCUUUUGUAUCACUCUGGACUGUCAAACUCUCGAUAAAGAGUUGAUAAAGACACGAUAAAGAGUUGAAACACAGAGAAACAGGGAUGAAUGUGACUGAUCAACUGUGCCUAUAGAUUCUCCUUGACAGCUUCUAAACACUGCAGACUCCAAUCCUGAUUGGCUGCUUAUUUCAGAAUGACAGCAGAAGACUCCGCCUCUGCCGUUGCUAUGAGUAACCCUAUCCCUUCCUCAUCUUCAAGUGCCCCCUCUGGGCAUCCGCAGAAUUACGGCGCCGUCCUAGAGGGCGUAGCUGGGGCCCCCAAUGAAGCUGCACUUUUGACCUUGAUGGAGCGGACCGGCUACGGAAUGGUGCAAGAAAACGGACAACGUAAAUAUGGCCCGCCCCCUGGCUGGCAAGGCACCUCUCCUCCACGUGGCUGCGAAAUCUUUGUGGGUAAAAUCCCACGUGACGUUUACGAAGACGAGCUGGUGCCAGUAUUCGAGUCCGUCGGACGGAUCUACGAGAUGCGUCUGAUGAUGGACUUCGAUGGAAAGAACCGUGGUUACGCGUUCGUCAUGUACACGCAGAAGCACGAGGCAAAGCAAGCUGUUCGGGAACUCAAUAACUACGAAAUUCGUCCGGGAAGGUUGCUCGGUGUUUGCUGUAGUGUAGAUAACUGCCGACUCUUCAUUGGAGGAAUCCCAAAAACCAAGAAACGUGAGGAGAUCCUGGAGGAGGUUUCCAAGGUGACGGAGGGAGUGUUGGACGUAAUCGUGUAUGCCAGUGCAGCGGACAAGAUGAAGAAUCGCGGCUUUGCCUUUGUAGAGUACGAGUCGCACCGUGCUGCUGCUAUGGCCAGAAGAAAACUCAUGCCAGGACGAAUUCAGCUCUGGGGACACCAGAUCGCAGUUGACUGGGCAGAACCCGAGAUCGAUGUCGAUGAGGACGUCAUGGAAACGGUAAAGAUUUUAUACGUGCGGAACCUGAUGAUAGAGACCAGCGAGGAAACUCUACGCCACACCUUCGGCCAGUACAACCCAGGCUGCGUGGAACGGGUGAAAAAAAUCCGAGAUUAUGCCUUCGUUCACUUUGCCAGUCGGGACGAUGCCGUGGUUGCCAUGGACAACCUGAACGGGACGGAAAUCGAGGGCUCCCGUAUCGAAGUGACCCUGGCCAAGCCCGUAGAUAAGGAGCAGUACACCCGCUAUCAGAAGGCAUCGAAAGGGACGGUAGCUGCACCGACCCCGGAGACUCCACAACAAAGUUAUGUUUAUCAGUGUGACCCAUACACGCUAGCCUAUUACGGCUACCCGUACAGCACGCUCAUUGGACCAAACCGAGAAUACUUCAUUAAAGCAGGUACUGUAAGAGGACGUGGUCGUGCUGGAGCUGGUAACAGGGGCCCAGGGCCCCGCGGCUCCUACCUUGGUGGCUAUUCGGCUGGCCGAGGUAUAUACAGUCGCUACCAUGAAGGAAAAGGCAAACUGCCGGACAAACCAUACGAGAUCAUGCCCAAUCUAGAGCUGGCAGCUGUGAACCCAGUGGGCAUCAAGCCUGGCACAAUGGGUCUUCCAGCUCUCGGUGCGCAGUACCCUGCUGUGUUUUCUGCUGCUCCAGCGACUAAAUUAAUGGAGGACGGGAAGAUGCAUCCAGUGGAGCACCUUAUAAACCCUCUGGCCCUUCAACAUGACCCCACCGCUGCUGCUGUCAUACCUGCUGUCUCCACGCCACCUCCCUUCCAGGGUCGUCCUAUGACUCCCAUCUAUGCCAUGGCUCAUAACGUCCAGAGGAUCCCAGCCUCCGCCGCCAGUCUGUACGGGGCCGGAUACAUGCCCAUAGCUGCCCACGCCAACACCGCCACCCUUGCAGCGCUGCAGAAGAACGCCGCCAUGGCGGCCGCGACCUACGGAGGAUACGCCGGGUACAUGCCUCAGGCCUUUCCCGCCGCCGCAGCCUUCCAGAUGCCAAUUCACGAUGUAUACCAGACCUACUGAGACACCCGCAACAAUCAAAAUGAUCUGCAACUACACACACCACAUCAGCACAGACCAUUAAACGUUCACGCUACAUCGACGAGCCCCGCCGGCUAAUCGAAACCGACGUACCCACAACAAAACUAAUUGAUUCGGACUCGCGCGUAGCUCCCCAGCAGCCUUCGGGUACCUCGGAGAGAGUGCCUAAUUUGUCCGCUAAAUUUGCUCAAAGCCACUGACCCAUACUCGCAGACACUGUGACAUUCAUCGAACUCUGGCCUACAUUUAGUAAUCCAGACGAAUGACCCUGGAAUUCUAAUCUACUGAUUUAAACUAAACCUACUAAUGCUGUAUGCUGUAUACUAAAGCUACUGAUCAGCUUAUCAAGGUGCCUUGUGCUGAAUCCAUUUUCAUCUCAGACCGAGGGACUUUUUUCCCUUUGUGUUAUAUGCGUGGACUCGGAUCCCUGCAAUGUGACCAGAGCUCCAUCCACUUUUCUCUGUAGACCAAUGAGAAACAGCCAUCAUCUCUCAGUCCUUAAGGAGCAGAUAACCAGACUAACUCCUAAUUCAUAAGCCAUGACCCAACAACUCGCACAUUCCUUAUUCAUAUCGUGAAAUGCGUGUUUUUAAUUCAACAGAAUUUCUUAGUCGAUCAUCACUGUGUACAUCAUAAAGUGGACUGUCAGUGAUAUGUCAUGAAGAAAUCACACCUGCUGACGUAUCAUUGUCUUCCCACACACUCCAGCAAAUGGUGGUCAGACGGAUCAUUCCUGCCCCUUUAAGACCACCAUACGGUAAAAACUCCUUUCGCCUUUACGGCCAGAAGAAAGAAGAAUACUGAAGGAACGUUUAUGGACUUGAAAUGUGUAUUUAAUGCCACUCAUUUGUUGCAUUUAUUUUGUGAAGAAAAACAAAACAGAUGACUGUAAAAAAAAAGAACAAAAAAAAAAUUGUACUGCUGAGCAGCAUUUUCAAAAACCGCAGAAGUUAGUAGAUAUUUUAGUAGUGUUUCAUGAAAAUGUUUAUGUAUUUUGAGUUUAUAACAUGUUUUGCGUUUUGAAGAUGUUGGGAUCUUCCGUCCGUCGGGUCUAUAUACCUGCAUUCAUUAUUUUCUCCUUUAUUGUUUUAUUCGCUCAUGCUUUUUAUAUUUAGAUUAUUUUAAAACUUAGUUUUUAUUGUUGUGACGACUUGACUUUUGUAACGUGGAACAGAACAUGCAAACCGACAAUGACCUAUUCAUGUGCCUUGUCAUCCGAAACUCUCUUAAGUUUUAUAUCAUUCAGUUCAAGAACAAUGAAACAGGAAAAAGAGAGAUAUUAUUGUUUAGUCAUUUGAACCUACGGUGAAGAACAUUUAUUGUGUGAUACUUUAAAUAAGACCAACCGAGAAAAACUGUUGGUUAUUUAUAAAAACAGAUCUGUGGAUACAGCAGACCUUAGUUUUUUUGUGGGGUCAAGUCACCCUAAAAUUAUAUGUGAAACCCAGUCUAAAGUCUCACAGUGGCGGCUCGCAAAUACAAAAUAUGUGUUCGGUGUGUCAUGUGAGUUGCUUGUGUUUUCAAAAUAUGUGUUUGUUGCGUCAUGUGAACCAUGCGCAUCACAUGUUUGGUCAAAAUAAGUGCCUGCUGCACAUGCGUCAAAACCGUUUAUGAUAAAAGAGACACUCACGUUCACAAAAUACACGCAAGACACUCCCUUAAAGGUUUAAUGUGUACAUUUUUGUGGCAACUAGUGGUGAGGUUGCGCAUUGCAACCAACGGCUCAGUCCGCUGCUCACCCCUCGCUUUUGCAACGCAUAGAGGAGCUACGUUAACCGCCACCGGACAAAAAUGUCAUCGUCCGAGACAAAAAAGUUUAUCCGUUAAGGGCUUCUGUAAACAUGGCGGCACAAAAUGGCGACUUCCAUGGAAGGGGACCCUCGGUGUAUGUAGAUUAAAAACAUCUCAUUCUAAGGUAAUAAAAACAUAACGGUGCAUUAUGAAAAGUCUUUAUUAUAUCACAUGAUCAUAUAAUAUUUAGCAUUUAUGUCAAGAGAUUCUUCUAAAAAUUACACACUGCACCUUUAACAGUAAACUCUGAUUAUGCAUGAUAUUAUGCGAGUAUCUGCCAAACGCGAGCGUCUCUUUUAUCAUAAACCCUUGAGACGUGUCUGCAGCAGGCACUUAUUUUGACAAGACACGUGAUGCACACAGGUUCACUCGACGCGCCGAACACAUAUUUUGAAAUUAGAAAUCCCACACACGACAGGCUACAUACAUGUUGUGACGAACUUCGCAUCGUGCGCCCUCAAAAAAAAGAAGGCACAGCCGCCACUGAAGUCUCAUAAUCUAAUUUUGAGAUUUGGAGCACCAAAGAUUGAUUUCAAUAAAUAUUAAAAAUAUUACAAGCCAAGUUCAUUAAGUAAUAAGUAUUUCACUCCGGUUUUAACUUGAACCCCACAGUUUUAAAGAUCACAAUCCAUGUGAUAUAGUACAGCUUACCUAUGUGCUAGUAAUGUAGACUGUACUGAGGUGCACUUAACCAUUUUUCACGCUGUGUAUGUUUGUGCCUUGUGUUGUGAAGUGAUGAGCAGGUCUUUUUAGGAGAAUUAACUGGAUUAAACUGGACCAAACUGAAAGCAGGGAGCUCAGAGAACCUCUCUUAUAAAGACUGUAUAUCAUAUCAGUAUCCUCCUGUACGUCACCCCUAAGCCUUCUGAAGUGCUUGACACAUUUGUGCCUUUAUUCAGAUCGCUGUCUGACAAGUGACCUCCUUAAAACACUGUUUUACCGCGGUGCCUCUCCUCUCCUUCUCUCAUUUCUUUCACAAAGUCAGUUUUUUGUGUUAUUUUGUCGUUUCUUGUUGUUUCGGGGGCUCUGAGUGUUAGUUUUGCUGCUUUAUGUCGUAUUUUGUUUUUAUGUAUUAAUAACACAUUUUAUUAAGUAUAGCCUAAGAUGGGGAAAGCCAAACAAAAGAAUGACAAUCCGGAGUUCACAGUCUACACCAUCAAAGCAAAGUCGCACACAUUUUCACACACUGUCACAAUCACUGAGGUCUUUUCUCAGUCACUCCACAUUGUGUGUGUCUUGUGUGUUGUGGCACGCCCAUGUAUUGGUCAGAAAAGUGAACCAUCCCCAGUAGUUUUGUUUCUCUUUCUUUCUCUCGACUAGAAUCUUUUAUUAUGAGUGAAACGGUCAGGAUAUAUUUAAUAAUAUAUAUUUACACAGUACAUUGUUUUUGUUUAUGAAGUACGAGGAAAUGCUAUAUAAUAUAUUUUAAGAUCUCUUUAUUUUGAACAUCUCUAUAUGUGCUGGUUUAAAGAGUUUAACAGCAAAAAAACGUGUUUAUUUCUUUUGCCAAAGUGUUCAGUGAGGUGUGAACUAUUUUAAGAGUGUAUCGCGUGCGUGUUUAAGAAUAGAAGUGAAUUUUUGUGAACCCAAACUGAUAAUGCGUUUAUUGGCAAAAUGUGCUUUCUUUUGUGAUCAUUUCAUAAACACUACAUGUGUAGCGUUUUCCCCCCUUGUUAAGACUUGUUACUAAACAACAACUGAACAAGACAUGGUGACCUCGGUAGAGGACAUUUAGAUAACGUAGAAUAUUAUUGCCAAAAUAUUCUUAUCUUUCUUUUUUUAGAUCUACUUAGAACUGUUUUCUAUCCUGUUUGUUUAAGGCAUUUUUGGCAUUGUUGUAUUUAUAGUGGUAGUUUAAUAAAGCAUUUUCAAAAACAUGA